Esox lucius (northern pike) is the source of this 1701-nucleotide messenger RNA. RefSeq lists its product as uncharacterized. The coding region runs from base 176 to 1246 and encodes 356 amino acids. The record is from RefSeq and is a predicted model, not a curated record. Lineage: Eukaryota; Metazoa; Chordata; Actinopteri; Esociformes; Esocidae. The transcript has 8 exons.
GGUUUGUGGUCUGUGACUCAAUUCCUGUCAGAUCCUUGAGCUAGACAGAAAACGUAUUUUUUGUCUUCACGUGUGAUAAACUUGAAACUGCUUUAACGGAUCAGACAUUAGAAAUAUUGACACAUCAUUAAUAUGCAGUUGCUUUGGAGUCACCUGUUUCUCCUGGAAAGCUGAAAUGAAAGCGGACCCAGAUUUACACCUGUGCAGAAGAGGUGUAGUACUGGUCCGGUCCACUUCAAGAGCAGAAUACCCAUUACAUACGACAACAAGACCCCCUAUGAGCACAAGAACCCCUACAGACAUAAGAUCCUCUACAGACACAGGAUCACAGCCAAACGAGAACCAGAAGGUCGUUACCACAGCCAAUGACACUCCCACACCCGCUAACACAUCCUCACUCAACUGCACCCAGAGGACUUCCACAGCCCCGCCGCCCACGACCCCGGUCAUAACGGACUCCACCCACACCAGCAGCAAUGCCACGGGUGGCGACAACCCGUCCCAGGACCAGACCACGGUCGUACCCCCGUCAACCGAACCCACUUCGACCGUUACCACAGGGACACCGCAGCUGGUGCAAACCAUCGGCCAAUCAGAGGCAAAGGUGACCACUGCCGCGGGGACAGAUGUCGUUCAGACCACCAUGACAGGCGCACGACAGGGAUCCAGUGAUGCAAUAGGUUACGUAAUCCUGUUCUUCAUAUUAAUGGCCAUUUUCUUUGUGCUGUUUGGUAUCUACUUCCUGAGAAAGAAGUCCAGGAGAUACUCGUUUGACCUGCAACGACCAGGUUACGACCAUGAGACCCCGCUCACUGGCAUGGAACAACCCGGAACCUUUGAACCCACCAAAGAGAAGGCUGGAGGGUUUGAGAGCAUUAGCCAGGGUGGGGCUGAGGGCAGGGCUGAGGAAGACCCCCAGACCCCGGUGCCCAACGGGUCGGCUGGGGAGCCCGACGCCACCAUGUCCCCUGGAGAGAACGCAAUAGAGAAGAAGGAUGAUGAUGAUGAUGAAGACAUCUUCAAUCUCUGCUCUGAGAUCAGUCUGACUCCACCAGUGAAGAGGGUGGGCUUUAGCUUGGACCUGGACCUGAGUGACAAGCUGUCAAACAAGUCAGACGCUGGAGACAAGGAGCAGAAUGCCAACAACAAUAAUGUUGCUAUGGCAAUUUUCCCUGACACUCUUGGCCUGACCUUUGACCCCAUGGGUUCAGUUGGUGUUUUCAGUGACAUCAGUCUGGAUGUAUAGACAGACAGACAGACACACACACCUAAAUUAGUCAGUGGGUAAAAAGGUUCCUCUAUGCCCUAUUUUUUGUAACAUCUCAUCAGGAGCAUGCCCAGAUGUUGUCAGGCAUGCCUACAGGCAUGUGGGGACCAUACACACUACUGAGUAACAAUGUGUUGCCGUGAUGAAAUUCACAGUAGUUACUUUAGCUUUUUGAGUGUGAAUCCAUUCCUCAAUCGGUUGGUGAUUUUGGCUUUCAUUGACCAUUUUUACGUUAUUAUGUUCUCAAUGAAAUACACAAUGUACAGUGAAACUUAGGAUCCUUCAUGUAAUCCCUUCAUCGAGACACCGUGUGAUUUUAGUAAUCCCUUCAUUUUUUUAAAUACUUUUUUUGUGGGUGUUUUUAUGUUAAACAUGAAUUGCAACAAAAGCGGACAAUUUCGGUGUGGUUCUCUUUCAGAAUAAAGUUUUUUCAA